CACCCCGCUCUCAUCAUGUCUAUCCGACAGGCUGGGGUAGAUACAUUUCACAAGAUAUGGGACGAUGCCGUGGAGAAGUACAAGAACGAGUCCGGAAACACAAUAGGAAAUCCAAGCAAUAUUCCUAACGACAUGGAGGGUCUCAUGAAGAAUGUGGACGAACGCCAGAAAGAUUUUACUGCCUUCAGAAAGAAGAGAAAGCAGAUCUUUGACGUUCUCGAUCCUCUGGUCAAUCUCAUCAAGCGCUUCGCGGACACGAUGGGCGAAGGAGCGGCGCUUGCACCGCAUGCAUCAGUGGCGAAACCCAUCUUCUUUGCAAUCAGCGGACUUAUUGCAGCUGCCAAAGACGUCGAGAAGAGCUAUGAUUCCAUCAUUGACUUGUUCGAGAGUCUUUCCUACAUGCUUCAACGCUACGAGAUCCAUCUUGUGCACGAACCCACGCCGGCGAUCAGGGAGAUCAUGGUACAGGCCCUUGCGCACAUGCUCACUAUACUCGGACUGGCGACCAAGCGCAUCAAGAAUGGACGAACACUGCAAUUUUUCAAGGCACUGGUAGGGAAGAACGGCGACGUACAGCAAGCUCUCGAUAAAUUAGCGCGAUUGACCAGUCAAGAGCAUCAGCUAGUCUCCGCGACGACACGCGUCGUGACCAACGACAUUCUGAGCAAGCUGUGUGAGCUCGCCGUGGAGGGAUCCGACGAUACGAGAAAUAUGUUGAUCAAUAUUAGCGAGGCUUUUACGAGGCUGCACGACGAUUCAUCUUCAUCGCGCUCCGCACUGGAGGAGAUCCGGUCCGCUGUUUGCCGCGAAGACAGCCGGCUCAGGGCUCUCGAGUACAAUCAAGAGCGAAAGGAACUGGUCGACUGGCUGUCUGCUCCGGAAGUUUCUAGGAAUCAGAACGCGGCACGCGAGAAGCGCAUGAGCGGGUCUGGUGCAUGGUUCAUUGAGUCUUCCACCUUUCUGAAUUGGAAGAAUGAGGAUGGAUCGGCUAUGUGGCUGUCGGGUGGUCCGGGCUGGGGCAAGACCGUUCUCAGCUCUACCGUGAUUGACAUGCUCGACUAUGUUGUCGCCACCAAACCUCGAGGGUCUGCUGCUCUCGCUUAUCACUACUUUGACUUCCGUGAUCCCGCAAAGCAGACUUGCGAGAGCCUGAUUCUCUCACUCAUCAGGCGGCUUCUUGAUCACUGCCCCGAUAUCCCGGAUACUCUUCGGAGCCUUCACCAACAGUGCCUCGGGCAGAGAGGCUUCUCACUUAUAGGAUUAAAGUCCACUCUUCAAGACAUGCUCGAGUCCUUUGAGAUCAGCUAUCUUGUCAUAGACGCUCUCGAUGAGUGCGCGACAGAUCAGUGGAGCAAUGUCUUCCAGUUUCUGACAGAUUUAUGUGAAUGGUCGCUGUGUUCAAACACUCAUGUGCUCCUGACGAGUCGCCCAGAGCACGAUAUCAAACAGCGUCUUGACCGUCUAAUUCCUUCUGCAUCACGGAUUCAACUUGGUACUGAGCUCGGGCCUAGCGAUGAUAUCCGUCGCUACAUUAGUUCUGCGAUACAUAAGGAGCACUCCAAUUUUCGAAGAUGGCCACCCAAUGAGCUAGCCGAGAUUGAGGACACAUUAGUCCGAGGUGCUCAUGGCAUGUUUCGCUGGGUGUACUGCCAGCUUGAAGAACUCCGUAAAUGUGUUGGUCCGGCAUCUCUCCGUCAAGCUCUCCACACUCUGCCUGAGACACUCGAUGAAACUUAUGAGCGUAUUCUGAAGAGCAUCUAUGAUUCACCAAGCCGAAAAUAUGCUCGACAAAUGUUACUCUGGCUAGCUUUUUCGGUAGAACCUUUGUCUGUUAAGCAGGUUGCAGAGACCUUAGCAUUCUCCUCUGAGGAGGACCCAUCAUUUGUUGCUGCUGAUCGCCUUCCAAACUCAGAAGAUGUGUUGGGCAUAUGCUCCACACUAAUAGUUUCACUCACAUCUGAUGGCAAGAAUACCCUUCAGUUAGCCCAUUUUUCGGUCAAGGAAUAUCUUGUUGCAGAACGCAUUAGAAGCAGUGCUGCAUCACACUUCUACCUGGAGGCUCAACUUGCUCAUGCAGCCAUUGUUCAUGCUUGCUUGGUAAACACCACCUAG
Molecule: messenger RNA, 2112 nt
Organism: Stereum hirsutum FP-91666 SS1
Lineage: Eukaryota; Fungi; Basidiomycota; Agaricomycetes; Russulales; Stereaceae
Exons: 11
Coding region: 16-2112 (698 amino acids)
Source: RefSeq, a predicted model, not a curated record